UAAAAUUAGAACAGUGCCAAUAUAAUGUCCAGACACUACUCUGGUAAUCAGUAUAAUGUCGCAUACGACCCAAAGAAGUUGGGUAAUUGGGAAGUAGCCAAAUUUUAUUGCGACAAACCCUUUACUAGAACUGGGUACAGUAAUUUUAUAGCCAAUGAAAAGGGGUACAUUAUACCCGGAUAUCCAAGAGCCCCAAAGUCAGUCCCCACCCCAUGUGUUUCGUGGGAUUUGCCCAAGAAAAUUACAAGGGAGGUGGCAAACCAGCUGAACGGACUGGCCUACUUGAAGGAUAAACAGCGAACCUGUCGCCAACCAAAAAGGCCAUCUUUCUUGUUUGCGAAAGACGAACUGAACGAUGAGGAAUCUGUGAGCAGUAGAAGGGUGGACGAAAGUCCCGAACUUUCCGAAGAUGACGCUGCCAAGGACUUUGACGAAGAAGAAGACGAGGACUACUCGAUCUGCCCGAUACAUCACGUCAAGGUUUGGAAGAACAGGCAAAUUCAAAGGAAACCCAGCACCAACGAUGGAAGAUUUUGCAUUUGCGAGUGAAAUUAAGGAAUAAAAGGGCGAAUGCACCAAAUUUACUGAAAAGCUUUUUAUUUAAUUGUUUGUAUAAACUAUACUUUCGGAGAUUAAAAC
Molecule: messenger RNA, 639 nt
Organism: Brassicogethes aeneus
Lineage: Eukaryota; Metazoa; Arthropoda; Insecta; Coleoptera; Nitidulidae
Source: the annotation of a GenBank genome assembly